GGCCAUGCUAGAAUCAAACCACUUCCAGGCUUCGGUCCUUGCACUUCUAUCUGGAUUGUUACCUUCAGCAAUAACUAAUUAAUCAUGGAAGUAGAUCUUGUCAACAGGGAUCCCAACGGUCUUAAUGACCAUAUUAAGGUCCAGUUCGAAGAUGUCUUGGCUGAACCCGAGGGAGCCCGUAGUAUCGACUGCGUCUGGAAGCUGUCUUACACCUGUUUCAAUCUUUGGCUCGGUGUUUGCUACAAACUUUUGACCCUCUUCUACGGAAUCUGUAUUGCCGCCGAGUGGGGUUGCGAAUUCGCCUCCAUUGCUUUCUACCAUAUUUGGUACAUCACUCCGAUACUGAGAGUUUGCGAGAUCAAUUGUGCUGUGUUCACCAAGGUUACCAAGACCUGCAUGAGCUGUUGUUUGGAGCCAUGUUGUGAAGCGUGCGGUUCCCUGUUUAUCCAUUUCAAGAAAUAAACAGUUUAGAAAUACAAUUUAUCGUCUGCUUCUCUACCAUGAAAAUUGUUUUGAUAACCAAAAAUAAAAGCAAUGUUGAAUGACUGACCAGUAAACUUGUGAUGGAUAAAAUUGCGUUGCUAGACUUUCGUUUUUUCGCGGGAACAUAUCUAAACAAUUGGAUAUCAUUUUUUUAAACUGCAUUUUUGUCAUAAAUAUUAGUAUUUAAAGUAAUUUAUUGCAAAUAAACCAAAUGUGAUUUUAUAGAUAUAUGUAACAAGUAACCUUGUAACAUAUUUUGUUGAGUUUUAAUAAAAUAAAUUUCAAAAUAUA
Messenger RNA from Ruditapes philippinarum (Manila clam), 774 nucleotides. RefSeq names its product caveolin-1-like. The transcript has 2 exons. The coding region runs from base 85 to 462 and encodes 125 amino acids. Gene Ontology annotation, molecular function: molecular adaptor activity. NCBI's taxonomy places the organism in Eukaryota, Metazoa, Mollusca, Bivalvia, Venerida, Veneridae. Gene Ontology annotation, biological process: caveola assembly. Gene Ontology annotation, cellular component: caveola. The record is from RefSeq and is a predicted model, not a curated record.